Molecule: messenger RNA, 363 nt
Organism: Clonostachys byssicola
Lineage: Eukaryota; Fungi; Ascomycota; Sordariomycetes; Hypocreales; Bionectriaceae
Source: the annotation of a GenBank genome assembly
AUGUCUAACGAUCCCAUCUCUAUUGGCUCCAUAGAGCAGUUUAACAGCCUUUUAAAAUCCUCAAAGGUUGUUGUCGCCGACUUCGAGGCCGACUGGUGUGCUACUUGUAAGGUAAUUGCACCUUUCUACGAACAACUUGCCAAGUCUCUGUCCCGCCCCAACGCCGUGACUUUUGUCAAGAUCAAUGGCGACGAGCACCUCGAGCUCCUCGAAGAAUAUCGCGUCACAGGUUACCCUACAUUUCUUGUCUUCAAGAACGGCAAAUUGGAGGAUACAAUCAGGGGAGUGGAACCCGACAUACUUUCCGCCAUUGUCAACAAGGUUAUUCAGGAAGCCGGGUCUGAAGGCGCCGAGAUUCCAUGA